Oryzias melastigma (Indian medaka) is the source of this 8095-nucleotide messenger RNA. It is a transcript of the gene phip, whose product is annotated as pleckstrin homology domain interacting protein. The transcript is spliced from 40 exons. The coding region runs from base 872 to 6487 and encodes 1871 amino acids. Gene Ontology annotation, biological process: regulation of cell shape; regulation of transcription by RNA polymerase II; cytoskeleton organization. Lineage: Eukaryota; Metazoa; Chordata; Actinopteri; Beloniformes; Adrianichthyidae. Gene Ontology annotation, molecular function: protein binding. Gene Ontology annotation, cellular component: nucleus. The record is from RefSeq and is a predicted model, not a curated record.
ACCGACGCAUUUCUGCAGGAAAAUGAAAUUACAGUACAAACUUAUUUAUUUUUUAAUGAUUGUUGUGAUCACUGGGUGGGUGUUCUGCCUGUGUUCUGGUCAUCCGCCUGCCUUGCAUCUGCGCCUCCAUUGCAUUGAAAUGUGCAGUAAGUGACGGGCUUUCUUUCAUUCAUUAAGCAGCAUUCCCCGCGUCUCCUGCAACCCUUCCCCCAUUUUACAGCCCAGCAAUAUUUGGAAAAGAAAUGGACGACUUCCCCGCUAAAACGGAUCACACGGAGAGUGGGCGUGUUUGUUUCACGUCGUGUCACACAAAUGGAAUGAAACAUUAAAAAAAGAGACGCAACAAGCGAUGAAGGGGGCAAAAAUACCGAAUUAACUCCACGGACUAUUUUUGUGAGAGGAAACCGAGCCGCAAAAUAAUGUCCCUCUGAGAAUCCUUCCGCGGGAACUAGCUAACUGGAUCGGUUUAUGUUAAUCCGCAACUAGUUGAUAAUUAGUUGAUAAAACGUCUUAAUAGAUGGCGUGUAGCUGCAAGGUAACAGUCAUGCUGCCGCAAUGUGUGCUGUCCUUUGCAGGCUGCCAUUUUUUCCUCCUCUCGACAGAGGCGGGCGCGAGGCACGCUGGGGAUAUGCUUCCGCGCGGGGCUUGCGCUUUUUCCUUUGAGGGGGAGGGUGAUUGAACCAACCGCCCCAUCAUAUGCCGAUACUAAUACAUAUAAAAUCAAUUAAGCGGAAGUUGAGUCUAUAAGGAUAAAAAGUAGGAGUUUAGGGGCUCGAGAAAAGCGUGUUUUGAGGGGGUAAACACGGGGGACUAGCUGACGCUUGGCGGAGCGAUUUCAGAGCGGGCCGGGACUACGUGCGCGCGAGGCUGAAUGGAGGCAGCCUCUUCCUGGUGGAUAAACAGUGACAGCUACAGGGCAGCCACCGAGACCCAGCACGCAGGCUCCGGCGCUGCCCUGCCGAACAACACCAAAAUGGCUUCAGACAGUACACACAUCGCGCAGUUGACUUCUGAACUCUACUUCCUAAUAGCCCGGUUUCUAGAAGCUGGACCGUGUCAGAAAGCGGCCGAGACCCUGAUCAGGGAGGUGGAGGAGAAGGAGCUGCUGCCCAGAAGGCUGGACUGGGCAGGACAGGAACACCCCGGCACCUACGACAAUUUGGUGAAGCUCUACAGACACAUCGCCGCGGAUCACCUGCUGCAGGUGUGCUGCAGAGUAUGUCCGCUGCUGGAGAAGGAGGUCCCAGCCAGCGUCCCGGGCCUCACCAGCCUGCUGGGAGCCGGCCGACAGUACCUGCUCCGCACCAGCAAGAGUUGCAAACACGUCAUAUGGAAGGGUUCGGCGCUGGCGGCGCUGCACUGCGGAAGGCCACCGGAGCCCCCCGUUAUUUAUGGGAGCCCGCCUAAUAUUGUGGAGACGAGCUUCAGCCGGGGGCUGAACGGCUCCUACCGUCUGCGGCAGCUGGUGCCCACCGCCGUGUACCAACACAUGAAGAUGCACAAGAGGAUCCUGGGACAUCUGUCGUCCGUGUACUGCGUCACCUUCGACCGGACGGGGCGCCGCAUCUUCACCGGCUCCGACGACUGCCUGGUAAAGAUCUGGGGAACGGACGACGGCCGUCUGCUGGCGACCCUCCGCGGUCACGCGGCAGAGAUCUCCGACAUGACCGUGAGCUACGAGAACACCAUGAUCGCCGCCGGCUCCUGUGACAAAACCAUCCGAGUGUGGUGCCUACAAACCUGCGCCCCUCUGGCGGUGUUGGAAGGUCACGCCGCCUCCAUCACGUCGCUGCAGUUUUCUCCUCUCUGCAGCGGCUCCAAACGCUACCUGUCCUCCACCGGCGCCGACGGCACCAUCUGCUUCUGGCAGUGGGACGCUCGCUCGCUCAAAUUUGGCCAGAGGCCCAGUAAGUUCACGGAGCGCUCCAGACCCGGCGUCCAGAUGAUCUGCUCCUCCUUCAGUGCAGGGGGAAUGUUUCUGGCUACCGGAAGCACCGACCACAUCAUUCGGGUUUACUAUUUUGGAUCGGGUCAACCAGAGAAGAUCUCUGAACUGGAGUCCCACACCGACAAGGUUGACAGCAUCCAGUUUUCACACUGCAGCGAUCGGUUUGUGAGCGGCAGCAGAGACGGAACGGCUCGGAUCUGGCAGCUGCAGCCUCAGGGCUGGAAGAGCAUCCUGCUGGACAUGCAGACCAAACUACCCGGGAAGUACAAUCCUCCUCCUCUGGAAGACAAAGUCACCAAGCUGAAGGUCACCAUGGUGGCGUGGGAUCGCAACGACGGCACGGUGAUCACAGCAGCCAACAACCUGACGCUGAAGGUGUGGAACUCCAUCACCGGGAACCUGGUCCACGUCCUGAUGGGUCACGAGGAUGAGGUGUUUGUCCUGGAGCCGCAUCCUUUUGAUCCCAGGAUCCUGUUCUCAGCCGGGCAUGAUGGGAAUUGCAUUGUGUGGGAUCUGGCCCGAGGAGCCAAAAUCCGCUCCUAUUUCAACAUGAUCGAGGGUCAAGGUCACGGAGCUCUGUUCGACUGCAAAUGUAGUCCGGACGGGCAGCACUUCGCCGCCACCGACUCCCACGGUCACCUGCUCAUCUUCGGCUUCGGCUCCAGCAGCAAGUACGAUAAGAUAGCGGACCAGAUGUUCUUCCACACCGACUACCGCCCGCUUAUCCGCGACGCCAACAACUACGUGCUGGACGAGCAGACGCAGCAGGCCCCGCACCUGAUGCCGCCGCCCUUCCUGGUGGACGUGGACGGGAACCCCCACCCCCCCAGGUAUCAGCGGCUGGUGCCCGGCAGGGAGGGCUGCAGGGACGAGCAGCUGAUUCCUCAGAUGGGAGUCACUUCCUCCGGUCUGAACCAGGUGGUGAGCGAGCAGGCGGUGGACGGCCCCAGUCCUCUGGACACCAUGAUCCAGCGGCUGCAGCAGGAGCAGGACCAGAGGCGGGGCAUGAACGACGCGUCUGCUGCAGCGUCUGCAACCACCAACCGGGCCGGCAGAGGAUCAGUGGGAUCUCCCACGGAGGUUCACUCCCCGCCAAACGUGGGUCUGCGCCGCAGCGGUCAGAUCGAGGGCGUCCGGCAGAUGCACAGCAACGCCCCUCGCAGCCAGAUGGCCACAGAGGGGGACCUGGUGGCCUGGAGCCGCCGGGUGCUGGUCCCUGAGCUGGAGGACGCCCUGAUCAGGAGGCAGGUGAACUGGCGUGAGGCUAAAGGGGAGGAGGAGAUCAAUGUUUAUCAGUCGGAACGGAGGAGACGCACCAUCCACUCCCUCCCCAAGGAGAGCAGAGUUCACCCGACGUCAGAGUGCGUCGUGGACGAGGCCAGAAGGAGCCAGGGGAACCACGGCUAUCAGACCCGAGCUGCCGCCGAGGAGACGAGCCGCCAGAGCGCCGAGGCGGUGGACGAUGACGACAGCGCCUCGGAGGUACAGACGGUCAUGGGAGACGUGGAGGUGCGGCAAGUCAACGGUCACUCCUCAGAGGAGGAGAAGGAGGAGGAGGAGAAGGAGCCCUGGCCAGACGACCACAGCAGUUCAAGCGACUACUCCAGCGAUUACUCCGACUGGACGGCAGACGCAGGGAUCAACCUGGAGCCGCCCAAGAAGAGCGUGAAGGUGAAGAAGAAGAGCAGCGGCUCCGAGGAGGAUGGAGAGAAGAAGAGGGAGGGGAAGAAGGAGAAAAAGAAGGACAAAACAGACAAAGACAGCGCCAUACCAAAGAAGAAGCAGCCAAAGGAGAAGAGGAAGAGGGCGGAGCUUCAGGAACAAGGGCUGACUCUGGAGGAGUGGCUUCCCUCCGCUUGGAUCACAGACACGGAGCCGCGGAGGUGUCCGUACAUCCCCCAGAUGGGAGAUGAGGUGUACUACUUCCGGCAGGGCCACGAGGCCUACGUGGAAAUGGCCAAACAGAAAAAAAUUUACAGCAUCAAUCCUAAGAAACAACCGUGGCAUAAGAUGGAGCUGCGGGAGCAGGAGCUGAUGAAGAUCGUCGGCAUCAAAUACGAGGUGGGUCUGCCCACGCUGUGCUGUCUGAAGUUGGCGUUUCUGGAUCCGGACACCGGGAGGCUCACCGGAGGAUCCUUCUCUAUGAAGUACCACGACAUGCCCGAUGUCAUCGACUUCCUGGUGUUGCGGCAGCAGUUUGACAACACCAAGAGGAGGCAGUGGAGCAUCGGCGACAGGUUUCGGUCGGUGAUCGAUGACGCCUGGUGGUUCGGGACCAUCGAGAGCCAGGAGCCUUACCAGACCCAGUAUCCAGACAGCUUGUUCCAGAGCUACAAUGUCUGCUGGGAUAACGGAGACACGGAAAAGAUGAGUCCGUGGGACAUGGAGCCCAUCCCCGAUGAUGCACCCCCUGCAGCCACGUUCCCAGACGAGCUGGGCACCAGCGUCCCGCUGACGGAGGAGGAGCAGAAGGACCUGCUGUACGUCCCGCUGGAGGGGGAGUGGGGCUGCCGGACGCGGGAAGACGAGUGCGAGCGCAUCAUCAAGGCCAUCGACCAGCUCUGCACUCUGGACGUGGCGGCACCGUUCGCUUUUCCAGUGGACCUCCAGGCGUACCCGACCUACUGCACCGUCGUGGCUUACAUCACCGACCUCAGCACCAUCCGCAGUCGGCUGGUCAACCGCUUCUACAGACGAAUCUCCUCGCUGAUGUGGGAGGUCCGGUACAUAGAACACAACGCCCAGACGUUCAACGAACCGGGAUCCUUUAUCGUCACCACCGCCAAGUUUGUCUCAGACCUCAUGUUGGCGUUCAUCAAGGACCAAAACCUGACGGACCUCAUGCCUCUGUACAAAACCAUGAAGAAGGCCACCUUCUCAGACUCUGAAGAUGAGGACGAUGAAGAUGAGGAUGAGGAUAUCAAUACUCCAGGAACAUCGACUAGAAAUCACAAGAGCCGUGGACCUUUGCAGCGGCAGCUGAGAACGCGCCCGCCCUCGUACGACCCUCACGCCUGGAAGGGGCGCUGCAAAGAGCUGCUGGACCUCAUUUUUCAGUGUGAAGACUCUGAACCGUUCAGAGAACCGGUGGAUCUGCAGGAGUACCCGGACUACCUGCAAAUCGUGGACUCCCCCAUGGACUUUGGCACCGUUCUUAGUAAUCUGACAGAGGGGAAGUACAAGUCUCCCAUUGAACUCUGCAAAGACGUGCGGCUCAUUUUUAGUAAUUCCAAAGCUUACACUCCCAGCAAGAAGUCCCGGAUUUACAGCAUGAGUCUGAGGCUUUCUGCCCUGUUUGAGGAGCACGUCAGCUCCAUCCUGGAUGACUAUAAAGCCAUUCACGGUUUGACCAACAGACUGACCCGACAGGGCUCGGACAAACAGAGGCGACACGCCGCGGACAGACAAACGCGGCACGCCAUGAAGAGGAGGAGGAGGCGGAGCGACUCCCCAACCAGCAGCAAUGCAUCCAGUCCAGAGAGGAAAAGACGUGUAUCGUCCCGUGUGAAUGGAAAGAGAGAGCCGACGCCGCCUCCGCCACGGCCGCCGUUCCUGAGGCAGAGCGUCACUCCCAAACAGCCGCCCCAGCUGGUCAACGGGAAAGCAGAGGCGGGAACUCCAGGGCGGACUCGGAGCGCUGCGCGGCAUUUAUCACACUCCUCGCCUUCAUCAGAAAACAUCACAAACAGCACCCCGAACCCACCAGAGUCGUCUCGUUUGCUGCGAGCUCAUAACUCCUCCUCAGCGUCUGCACCAACCGCCCCCGAGAAGGUGGCGCCCUCGCCCCCCGCAGAGAGCAGCAGUGGCAGCACCCGUCGGAAACUGCGGACGCCCGUGCGACACACGCCCGCAUCGCCCAGCAGCCCCCCGCCUCAAAGCAAGGUCCAUCUGAACGGCCACAGCAGCCACGUGACUCUUGGCGUUGGCAGAAGGGGGCGCAAGUCCAGGACGGAGUCUCCUGUGAGUCCUCCGGAGAUCCCAGCUCCGGCGAGUCCUUCGAGACCCCGCGGUCGCCCCCCGGGGAAGAAGAGAGGCCGAAAGAGCAAGCAGGAGCUAGAGGAGAUGACGAAGGGCGGCAACCGACGGAGCUCGACUCCUGAUGAGGAGCUCAACCAUUCCACGGGCGACGAAGGAGAAACGUCGCCCGCGCGGGAUACGCCAGCGCCGUCGGAAAGUGGCGCGACGCCAAGAAGACGAGGUCGGCCCCGAGCUGUCAGAACUGAGGAAUCGGCUCCUCCUGCCGAAUCGCCCGAGCCGUCACCGCUGAGGAGAAGCAGCAGGAGAGCCAACGAGGAGGUCACGCCCCCUCAAAGCUCCAAUCAGAAGGAGCCUCCGAAGGAGGAGGCGGGAGAGACGGCAGUAGGGUCCAUGCGCACGCGCAACCAGGGACGGCGGUCGGCGUGGUACAUGGAGGAGGACUCCGAGGAGGAGCAGAGGCAGCUGCUGUUCGAGGACUCCUCGAUAACCUUUGGCACCUCCUCAAAGGGGCGUGUCCGCAAACUGACAGAGAAGGCCAAAGCCAACCUUAUAGGCUGGUAGCGAACGGCUGGCGAGGAGCGGAGCCUCCUCUUUUAGGUGUCGUGUGGAGAGAAGCUGCCAAGAGAAAUGCAGUGGCUGGUCCGGUCCGGUUCUUGACCCCGCCCCCUUACCCAGAAAGCACAUCCAUCGAGGCGCGCUCCUUCCUACAUUAUUGAUCCAUGUUGGAUCCUGCAGGAACGCCGAGCAUGUCGGCGAUGGUGCGGCUCCCUCCUGUUCCGGCGGAGAUGGACCGUCCGUCCGUCAGAGCUCCGCCUCCGUUGGUCCUGCUUCUUUCAUUUUUUACAAAAAAACAAAAAACAAAAACCACACAGCUUUUUCUAAGAUUUGUACGUGUUCUGGAAGUCUUACCCAUCGGCUGCCCCGAGCGUGUCUGUCCGUCUGCGCUACGAUACCAAAUGGUGUACGUUUGUCGGUACUGUAGACUUUGUUUACGUGUUUGUGAGCGAUUUGCAUGAACAAUAGGCGAGAAGAAGCAUCUGUUUUUUUAAUUUCCUUGCCUGAAGGAGGAAACAAGAGGAUGCAUGGGUGAAAGGAGCCGCUGAUCGGUGCGUCCACAACAUUAGCAAUACCUUGUGCCUUUAUGUUAAUAAGUGUGCGUGUGCGGCGCCCUGCUCGGAUGUGACGGAGUGUUUAUAAGUAUCAGAAAGUGUAUUUAUAGCAGCUGGAAAAAACAAUUUGUUGUAAAUUAUUCCCAACCCAAGAUUGAGUCUAUCCCUGAAGGUACAAAACGAUUGGGGCGCGGUUGGGGCGCCAUGGUGGCAAGGUUGGGGCGCACUUCCCAUCAAACCCCUCCACACAGUGCCGUUUUUGGGAGAAACGAUGAAUUUUGAAAAGAAAAAAAAGAGUUUUUUCAAUAGUGGCUAUGUUUUUACAGUACGCACACCUGACUUGCAUGUUCUCGCACUUUCUGAGGUCUGAAGGAAACGUGGAACGGAGAGGAAAUUGGAGUCUUAUACACACCUUCCUGAUUGUGUGCCUUCACUUCUUUUCCCCCUUUUGAACUUCUUCGGUUUAGUUCUGGUUCCAGAGGAUUGGACUUUUUAAAGACUUUAAGGACCCCGCCAUGAUUUUAGAGCCAGUAAAUGUUGCUGGAGAGAACUGGAUGGUAGCAUCUCAGUGGCUAAGCUCAUCUGACUGUGGGAUCAUCGUUGGUGUCGAUCUGCCAAACUCUGUCUGUAGGCACUGAAGUUUUAGAACGCGGCUUUUGAAUGUAUAUUUUCCUUGAAACCUUUUCCAUCGUGAUGUUGUUUCCAUAACGUCUUUCCUGUUUUGGUCUCCUGUCAAAUUAUUAUUUUUUUUAUUGGUAGCUUGAUUUUGUGGAUUUGUGUUUUAUACUCAGCCGCACAUAUUCACCAAACUUGGUUUUAUUAAAUGUAUGUAAAGAGUUUUUAUCCAAAAUGGCCUAAAAUACUGACUUCUUCCCUUUGAGAGUGACCGAAGUGAAAGUACUUUUUAUUAUUUUGGAGUAUCUACCCUUCAGAGAAUAUAUUCUACGGUUCAUGCUACGGUCACAAGUACAAGUGGGAGGCAUCGACAGAAUUUCUGUCUGUCUGUGGCCCAGUUUGAGCAUUAACCAGAGAGGGGGGACAAUAAAAAUAAACUAGAGAA